AUGUCUGUUUAUGGGGCUGAUGACUUUUGGGUUGUUUGGAGACAACGCGCAUUAAGUCGAUGUUUGCAACUUAAACAAAGUAAAGAACAAUGUGAGAUUGUUGGAGAUAGUAUUGAAGAGCAAAUGAUGGAAACAAUCUAUCCGUUAUAUUCAAAGCUUGAUAAAACAAAUGAUGAAAUAGUAGCUACAUCUCUAAAAAUUCCAUAUGUAUUGAUUGGGCAACGAGUUGUUGAUAAGUACUUGAAUUUACUAAUUAAUGAAAAGAUUAAAUCAGAAGAUGAAAUAACAAAACAAAUGUUUUGGGAAACAACCACCUUUAUUAUGGAUUGUAUUUAUGGGAAAGAAGGUCCUGUCUGGAAGAAAAUUAAAGAAGAUGCUUUCUGGGAUAGAAAAGAAAGUAAAGAAUACUUAAAAUCAAUUGGAAUUGAUUUGAGUAAAAUUACAAUUGAUGAGUCUAUUGAAAAAGAAGAAAAUGAAAAAGAAAUAGAAAAGAGGAAAAAUGAAAUGAAAGAAGAAGAUGAUUGGGGUGAAUAUGAUCAAUUUAAAGAAGAAGUGUAA
Messenger RNA from Entamoeba nuttalli P19, 558 nucleotides. RefSeq lists its product as hypothetical. The record is from RefSeq and is a predicted model, not a curated record. NCBI's taxonomy places the organism in Eukaryota, Evosea, Mastigamoebida, Endamoebidae. The transcript has a single exon. The coding region runs from base 1 to 558 and encodes 185 amino acids.